Messenger RNA from Geodia barretti, 1398 nucleotides. The record is from the annotation of a GenBank genome assembly. Lineage: Eukaryota; Metazoa; Porifera; Demospongiae; Tetractinellida; Geodiidae.
AUGGAUACGUGGAUAAUCGCGGUGGCAUCGUUCGUGCCGAUGUUGCUGCUCUUGGUGGUGGUGCACGAACUGGGGCACUUCUGGUCGGCCAAGGCCUUUGGGAUCAAGGUGCUCGAGUUUGGCGUGGGGUAUCCGCCACGGGCCGUCAGCAUCUACACCGGCCGAACCGAAACACUGCUCACUCCCGGCACCGUCUGCCUCAACGCUUCCAUCGGCGCCGUGCGGCCAGGCCAGGUGAUCCGCGUUCUAUCCGGUGAAAAUCCCGAGGGCCAACUGGUAGCUCACUUUAUCGAGCUGCCCGAAUCGGGUCGGUGGGGAGGAUUGCUUCAAUCUCUUGUUGGGUUGGCGGGCUUUGGCCGGGGACCUCAAUCCGAGAGCAAUCCAGGACAAAUCGCGCGCAGACGGUUGGACGACGUGCAGACGGAUGAGUACCUCCGCCACGAGGGACGUGUUCGAGAGGUGUUGCCGGAUCGCAUCGUGCUGGCCGAUAUGAUCUACUCCGUCAACUGGCUGCCGUUGGGCGGGUUUGUGAGGCUAUCGGGCGAAAACAACCCGGCGGCGCCCGGCAGCCUGGCACGCCGGGGUGUCGGUCAAAGGGCGAUCGUCCUGGCGGCCGGGUCAGCGAUGAACGCGCUUUUCCCCAUAGUGGCGUUUGCCAUUAUGUUCAUGGUCCCGCACACGGAAAUGGUAGGGGGAUCCGCGGAAAUCACAUCGGUUGCGCCAAACUCACCGGCGGAAGCAGCGGGUCUGUUUGCCGGAGACCGUGUCCUGCAAGUGGGCGACCAGCCCUCGGGUACACCGCAAGAAUUGCCCAGAGAGGUCCAUCUCUCCGCCGGUACCGAGAUGACCUGGAUCAUCGAACGGGACGGGCAGCGACAGGUGGCCCAGGUGACACCGCGUGUGAACCCGCCUCCGGGUGAGGGCGCUGUUGGGAUCACAUUUGCCAUAGUGGACCAACAGGAGGUCCGGCGAAUUGAACCUCCAUGGACUGCCGCCCGCCUCGGGGUGACCAGCACAUGGGACAUGCUGACCCUGAUGGGGAGAGAAAUCCGAGGCUGGUUCGGCGGCGGCCGGGGACCGGAACUGAGCGGACCCAUCGGUAUCGCACAGAUCACCGGGGAGGUAACCCGCCAGGGCGGCCUCGAGGGGUGGGUGCUGGUGGCUAUUCUGUUGAGCAUCAACCUGGCGGUGCUGAACAUACUUCCGAUUCCGAUGCUGGACGGCGGGCGUCUCCUGUUCGUAUUCAUCGAGUGGGUCCGCGGAGGCAAACGCGUGCCCUCCGAAAAAGAAGGAUUGGUCCAUCUGAUCGGGUUCGUGGCUCUGUUGGCCCUGGUGAUCGCUAUCUCCGCCAAUGACAUAAUACGGUUGGUGAGAGGCAUAUCCCCGCUGGGUGGAUGA